Messenger RNA from Struthio camelus australis, 2927 nucleotides. RefSeq names its product DEAD-box helicase 59 (gene DDX59). The record is from RefSeq and is a predicted model, not a curated record. Lineage: Eukaryota; Metazoa; Chordata; Aves; Struthioniformes; Struthionidae. Gene Ontology annotation, molecular function: ATP binding; RNA helicase activity; nucleic acid binding.
CUAGGUGGUGAAACCUGGAUUGUGGUCAAACAGCGAACAGGCUUCAUCUAGUCUUUUAUCGUAUAUGGACGUUUCUGCUGGUUCUUAAUCUUUCUGAAUCACUUUCACUUGCGCAGGGGGGAAAAAAAAAGCUCCUGGUAAACACAGAGAGUUUUGUGUAUUUUCAGAAAACUGAUAUAAAAAGAAGUUGGCAGAUUGGUUUACAGAGUAUGAUUAAUUCAGAAUGAGUUACUUUAUUUUGCAUACAUUGUUUACAGAUUUUUAUCAUACCGAGAGAACUGUGUACUAAAAGAUUUGUGAGAACAUUUGACAUUUUGGAGUCGAUGACUGAAAGAUUUAAAACAUAGAAAUUAAGGUUAUGUAUGCACACUAAAUUCUGCUUCCUUGUGUUGCAAUAGACUUUGCGAAUUGAUCAUGUAGGUCUUUGCUCUCUGAUUGACACUUUAAACAAGCAGAACUGGAUCCUAAACAGAUCUUAAAGUCUACAGCUUUUUCAAAUUUGGGUGCACUUUCAAAAGAACAACAAAAGGUGUGAUCUUGGAAUGGUGCCACACUAAAUUUCACAACUGUCUCAGAAAUGAUAGCGUUUUUCUCGUGUGUGUGUUUUUUUCCCCUAAUAGCUUAGAAAAACGUGUUUUGUUUCUGUAUCUCAUUUUGGAAACAACUGAACUCUCCGAGGAUUUAAUUAUGACUGACUCUCAAAAUGGAAAAAUUUCCAGAUAGUUAGUGAAAGUUUAGUGAAAUUUAUGUGCAACUGCAAAUGUCUAAUAUUCAGAAUUAACUGUAGGUGGUUCUGUUUGUAUUAUGCCACGAUUCAACUGUUAUUUUAAAAUACUGCUUUCCAUUGCAUCGACAUUGUUAAGACCAAGAUAAUUUUUUGUUAUCUUGUUCUACAGAUGUUAGACUAAACAAGGCCAUUUCUAGAUGCUGUCAAAAAUCAAGAGUCAGUGUCUAGUGUACAGAAGCAUGUUUUUACCAAGAUCUCUUAAAUUCAAGAGGAGUGCUGUUGAAGAUGAAAGUACAGCUAAGAAAAAUAAAUUAUCUUCUGGAGAAUCUUUGUUAGAGGAGACCCCAGAGGUCCAAGAUUGUAAGCCAGUUACAAAAGAAACUUGCGCUUCAGGAGGUGGUUUGAAUGAACUUCUACAAGAAUGCGCAGAACCUGUAGCUAGUCCAUCAGAUCUUGGUGCUGCUAGUACAUCUUUGAGCAAGGACAACCAAAAUACUGAUGAAGACAGCUCUUUGGAAGAACCCAUAAAAUCCUUCAGCAAAUCGCAGCGCUGGGCAGCACCUGGGGAACCUGUAUGUGUUGUCUGUGGUCGUUAUGGGGAGUAUAUCUGUGAUAAAACAGAGGAAGAUGUGUGUAGCUUGGAAUGCAAAGCGAAACACCUUUUACAAGCUCAAGAAAAGGAAAAAAACCUAAAAUCCGACCAACUCGCAAAAGCAGAAUCUCAAGCAGAAACUCUCCAGCUUGAUACAUCGUAUUCCUAUAAAGAUCACUCCUUUAUUUUAGGUUUGAAAGAUGAGCAGGUUAAGAACCUUAAAUUGCAAUUAGGUAUUGCUGUCCUGGGCCAGCAAGUUCCAAGACCUAUUAUAGAGUUUGAACACUGUGGUUUUCCUGAAACUUUAAACCAUAAUUUAAAGAAUUCUGGCUAUGAAGUUCCUACCCCCAUCCAAAUGCAAAUGAUUCCUGUUGGCCUAUUGGGAAAGGAUAUUUUGGCUAGUGCAGACACUGGCUCAGGAAAAACAGCAGCCUUCCUGCUCCCAGUUAUUAUGAAGGUUUUAAAAGAGACUGAAACUCCAUCUGCGCUUAUUUUAGCACCAACAAGAGAAUUAGCAAUUCAGAUAGAGAGACAAGCGAAAGAACUGAUGGCUGGUUUACCAAACAUGAGAACAGUCCUCCUGGUAGGAGGAUUACCACUGCCACCACAGCUUCACCGUCUCAAACAAAAUGUUAAGGUUAUAAUAGCAACACCUGGAAGACUUCUAGAGAUUUUAAAGCAAAGUUCUGUUCAACUUCAUGGCAUAAAAAUUGUAGUAGUGGAUGAAGUGGAUACCAUGUUAAAGAUGGGUUUCCAGCAGCAAGUGUUGGAUAUUUUGGAGAACAUCUCUCAUGAUCAUCAAACCAUACUGGUGUCGGCCACAAUUCCAGUGGGGAUUGAACACUUAGCAAAUCAGCUUCUGCACAAUUUUGUAAGAAUAAUAAUCGGAGAAAAGAAUCUGCCAUGUUCUAAUGUUCGCCAAAUUAUCUUGUGGGUGGAAGAACCAUCUAAAAAGAAAAAACUGUUUGAAAUACUAAAUGAUAAGAAACUCUUCAAGCCUCCAGUGUUGGUAUUUGUGGACUGCAAACUAGGAGCAGAUCUGUUGAGUGAUGCCGUUCAUAAGAUUACGGGAUUACAGUGUACAUCCAUGCACUCUGAAAAGUCUCAGGUGGAAAGAACAGAAAUAUUACAGGGUUUACUUCAAGAGAAGUAUGAAGUUAUAGUGAGUACUGGAGUCCUUGGAAGAGGACUUGAUCUUGUCAAUGUGAAACUGGUAGUAAAUUUUGAUAUGCCUUCCAGUAUGGAUGAAUAUGUACAUCAGGUUGGAAGAGCAGGGAGGUUGGGUCACAGUGGAACUGCAAUUACUUUUAUCAAUAACAACAGCAAGAAGCUUUUCUGGGAUGUUGUGAAGAGAGUAAAACCAACAGGCACCAUUCUUCCUCCACAGCUGCUGAAUUCCCCAUAUCUUCAUGACCAAAAGAGAAGGGAACAACAGAGACUUAAACAAUUACAGAAUAGCUUUGUAACAGGAGAUAAUAUUAUGGAAAUUAUUAGAAAACAUGACAAAAAUAAUUCCCAGAGGUAGUAAAAGUGCAUUUAUAGCUAUCUUAAAUAAUUAUAAUGAAAAUGCGUUUCGAAAAUAAAAAUGGAAUUAUGGUGUCUUGUAUA